Messenger RNA from Cicer arietinum (chickpea), 1504 nucleotides. Its product is annotated as protein LIKE COV 1-like. Gene Ontology annotation, biological process: stem vascular tissue pattern formation. Lineage: Eukaryota; Viridiplantae; Streptophyta; Magnoliopsida; Fabales; Fabaceae. Gene Ontology annotation, cellular component: Golgi apparatus. The record is from RefSeq and is a predicted model, not a curated record.
UCCAUUUUAAUUCCAUGAGGUCGACGAAAGUAUUUUAAUUUCUACGAAAACUUUUUAAAAUUUAAUACCGUAAUACUAUUAUAUUUUGAAUAAAUUUUGUUUGGGUUGAAAUUAAAUAAUCUCCCAGAAAUAUUAAUUACUUAAAUUAAAAUAAAAUAUAAACCAAAACAAAAGUCGAAGGAGAAAGGAAGAAUAGAAUUGGAGAGUAAUUUUGAAAAAUUUGUCAUUUGUGCGAUUCUUCCACGGCGUAGGAAACGAUAAUUGGUUUUCAAAAUUUGCAAACGACGUCGUUUCUGAUUGUUUCUCCGGCAAUGGUCGACGACAAAUCUCCCUCCGCGGUAUUGGGCAACAGAGACAGAGAUCGGGAGCUUCUCAUCCCCGUCGCUGAUGCCGGCGUUGACACCGAUGCUUCCAGACCAUCGCCUUCCUCCUCUUCCAUGCAUCAUACCGGUCGCGAGACUUUUAUCAAGGUUGUUAGGAGCUGGGCAUCAAAAAAGUUCAUGACUGGAUGUGUCAUUCUUCUUCCAAUUGCAAUCACCUUCUACAUAACAUGGUGGUUCAUUCAUUUUGUGGAUGGGUUUUUUUCUCCGAUCUAUGCUCAACUUGGAAUUGACAUCUUUGGUCUUGGGUUCAUAACAUCCAUAACCUUCAUCUUCUUGGUUGGGGUUUUCAUGUCUUCAUGGCUGGGUGCAUCUGUCCUGGGACUUGGAGAGUGGUUUAUCAAGCGAAUGCCUCUUGUUCGUCAUAUCUAUAAUGCCUCUAAGCAGAUUAGUGCUGCUAUAUCACCAGAUCAAAAUUCACAAGCCUUCAAAGAAGUAGCUAUCAUUCGACAUCCACGUGUUGGGGAAUAUGCCUUUGGAUUCAUCACCUCAUCUGUUGUCCUUCAGAAUUAUACUGGAGAUGAGGAGUUAUGCUGCGUCUAUGUUCCCACGAACCAUCUUUAUAUUGGUGAUAUCUUUCUGGUAAACACCAAGGAUGUCAUUAGGCCAACCUUAUCUGUCCGGGAAGGAAUUGAAAUUGUCGUUUCUGGAGGCAUGUCAAUGCCGCAGAUCCUAUCAACGCUUGAUUCACGUGCUACAGCAGAAAUUAGUAGAUCUGAUAGAAGAUGAAAGCAAAAGCAUAGUUGUCCGAUGAGUAGCUUAUGUUGAUUUAUAUGGAGCCAUCAGAAUGGCAAUGCAACCAAUAUACGUUGCGAACGCAGGCAUUUAAUUCACAUUGUUAAAUUAUGAGCAAUUGUUAGAUUCUGAUGGUUUGUGUAACAUUCAUUUGUGUAAUAGAAUAUAGUAGAAAUUAGCGUUUGCUUCAAAAUAUAGUUCAUAAGUACAGAUUUACCACGUUCUACUGUUGCCGGAGUCGGAAAUUUUUUUUACGUGUGCAUAGUAUGUGAUCUUCAGUUGUUAUAGCUGUUUAAUUUUGUAGCGCUGAUCACUGGCCGUCACCUUAAUUUAUGUUUUUUUGUGUUUUUUUCAAUUCAUUAGCCAGCCAGCUUCUUUUUUUGUUCAAA